GAGGAAUGCGGGCGAAAGGGGCAGGACAGGAGUAAUUUUUUGCAUUUCGUUUUGUCUUGUGCAUUGCGUGAUUUCCUUUCCCUGAUAUCUUUAAUUAGUAUGAUAAAUUUUUCAAUAAAAGAUAGAAUGCCAGUUAUAUUUAUAUUUAAUCAUCUUAUUAGUCGCAGUAGCAGUGCGUGGCGACAUCCUUUGUAGUCGAUAUCGUAGUAUUUCUCGUAGAAAUCUUGAAUAAGCUCUUCAACCUGAAAACAAAAAAAUAUGUCCGGUGAUGUGUUGCAGACAAAAUGCGGUGCGUGCUCAGAAAUUGCACACGAACCUUACAUCGAAUGUUGUGAGUGCAAUGUCUACUUGUGUACAACAUGUUUUGCGGCGGGGCGCGAAGUUGAUAAUCAUAAAAAUUACCACAAGUACGCCGUCAGACGGAACGACUUUCCUCUGUUCGAUAAUUGUAAUUGGUCAGCAAAAGAAGAAUGUAAGCUACUUUCAGCUCUGUCAACUUAUGGUUACGGCAAUUGGGAAGAGAUUUCUAAAAAUGUGCACACCCGCUCUAAACUUGAAUGUCAAGAGCAUUACAAAAAGUAUUACAUAGAAAAUGUGCAGUAUGAUGAUUUGAAACUAUUGCCUGAGACUGAGCAAUCACUGUUUCCAAAACCUGUGAUACCAUAUCUGUACAGUUUGAAUGUAAGUUGUAACCCACCUCGGAACAAUCAAGGAGAUCAACACUUAGCUGGAUAUAAUGCUCACAGAUCUGAAUUUGAAUUGAGCUAUGACAAUAAUGCUGAAAAUAUAAUGAGUAUUGAAGAUAAUUGCUCUGAUGAUGAUGAAGAUGAAUGUUUAGAUACUCUAAAGAUAGCAUUAGUGAAUUCAUUAAACACACGUUUGCGGGAACGACAAAGAAGAUAUAAGAUAAUACAGAUACAUGGCCUAAUAAUGCCCAGUAAACUGUUUUCUUGGCUACAGAGGUAUGAUAUUAACCUUAAGCAUAAUUAUGAGAGACUAAUGCCUUUCAUGCAGUUCAUGACUGCAAUACAAUUUGAUGCUUUAUUGGAAGGUUUAAAUUUAGAAUGUGAACUUUCACAACAGAUCUCUAGACUGUGUGAACACAGAAGAAAUGGAAUAAGAACACUUUAUGCAGCAAGACUAUAUAAACAGUUAAAAAAAGAGAAUGAUCUGAUGGUAAAAGAGCAGCAGUAUGCAUCACGUACAAUUAUGAAUAAACUUUACAAUCAUUCACCAACAAAGUCUAAGACCCUGACUGAAAACCAUAAUGUGAGAAAAAUGAAAAGAACAUGUAUGCCUCUAGAUAUAGUUGAUCUACCAGGAUUUCAUCUUUUAUCAGAUUCCGAAAAAGUUUUGUGUUCCAAUCUUCGUUUAGUGCCAUUCAACUAUCUAGAUAUUAAGGAACAACUUGUUCAAGAGAAUAAUAAAAUGGGACAUUUGAGACUUCUAGAUGCUCGUAGAAUAGUAAAAAUCGAUGUUAAUAAAACAAGAAAGAUUUAUGAUCACUUAGUAUCUGAAGGGAUCUUGAAUAAACCAAUGAAAUUGUAG
Molecule: messenger RNA, 1548 nt
Organism: Chilo suppressalis (striped riceborer)
Lineage: Eukaryota; Metazoa; Arthropoda; Insecta; Lepidoptera; Crambidae
Source: the annotation of a GenBank genome assembly